CUGAGUUAUUUGAAUAUGGUUUUCCCUGCAACAAUAAUCCAUUAAAUAGCUGCCCUCUACUGGUCAGAUAUCAAACAGACCACAUGCACUUUCGUUUUCUCAAUAUCGAGACAAACAUUUCACUUGGAUCCUCGGCUCUCUUUCACUUAAGUGUUACUUUGAUUCUAGACACAUCAGCAAACAUUCGCUUCUCUGAUCAAAAAUGGCAUUCAAUUUUUCAUUUGGUGAAGCUACAUCUUCAGGCACCAAUUCCAGCAGCAAGCCUGAAACAGGAAUUUUUCUUGCUGCCACAUCUUCAAACACCAAAUCUGCUCACAAACCUGAAAAAGUGACAAAAACUCAGUUCUCUCCUCUAGAUCUUUCACCCUUGCUGGCAAACCAGUGGAGAAAUAUGGUUUGGAGUGAAGAAGUGAAAGAGACACUGAUGGAGUCGGUCAGGUCAUUUAAACCAGCCAGUGAGAAUGUUACUGAAGCCAGAAUUCUGCUGAUCGGUCCAGUUGGCGCUGGGAAGUCCAGCUUCAUCAGUUCUGUCCAGUCUGUCUUCUCUGGACGGGUCAUUAACAGAGCCAUGGUGGGCUCAUCAUCCUCUACCAGCUUCACUAAAAAGCUUCGCUCUUUCAACAUCAGAGGGGCAGGAGAGAAGGCAGACGAGCCCACAGCUCUGGUCUUGUGUGACGUCAUGGGAGUAGGUGAAGGAGAAAGCACUGGACUGACUCUUCAUGAUGCGCUGUCUGUCAUUAAAGGACAUGCUCCAGAGGGACACCAGUUUAGUCCCGAGCAGCCAAUUGGAGCUGAUACUGUGGGCUACGUGAGGAAACCAAACAUCAAAGAUAAAGUGCACUGUGUGGUGUUUGUAGUAGACGGCUCAAAGGUCGGUUCAUACGCCAAAAGCUUUGGCACAACCUUCCAACAGCUAAGAGACCAUAUCAGCAACUUAGGUGUACACCAAGUGGCAUUACUGACCCAUGUGGACCAAGUUUGUAAAGCUACUGGAAGUGACAUCACCCAGGUUUACAAGAGCCAGACUAUUCAGCAGGCAAUGGUGAAGACGGGAGCCCUGCUGGGAAUGGCCACAUCCUACAUUGUCCCAGUGAAGAACUACUGCUCAGAGCUGGAUCUGGAUGAAAACACAGAUAUCCUACUGCUCAAAGCUGUUGAUCAUAUCUUACAAUAUGUCAAUCUAUAUUUCCAAGACAAUGGUGAAUAAAGCACUUCAGUAAGAAAAACGUCACAUGCAUUUACAGAAGUCCCCAAAAUGAGUUCAUCCCAAAUUUGUCCCAGAUUGCUAAAAUGUUGAUGCCAAAGCUUGUAAUUCUUUGCUAUAAUGUUGUGGUGAACUCAAUUUUAUAAAACAACUUUAACUUUCUUAACAGUAUUUAUGCAUUUGAAUUGUCUGUGAAUUAUCAGUAAUUUAUGUGCACCCCUAAGGGCCCAUUUAUACAGGAUGAUAUUAUUUUGCAUUAAAAAAGUGUAGUGGAAUUAAAAAA
Messenger RNA from Ctenopharyngodon idella (grass carp), 1487 nucleotides. RefSeq names its product interferon induced protein 44g (gene ifi44g). Lineage: Eukaryota; Metazoa; Chordata; Actinopteri; Cypriniformes; Xenocyprididae. The record is from RefSeq and is a predicted model, not a curated record. The transcript has 8 exons. Bases 203 to 1207 code for a protein of 334 amino acids.